UGUAACUCCACCCUCCACUAAUCAUCAUCCUCCUCGUGUCUGAUUCAGAAAUGGAUGUUCACUUUGACUUUCCAGUUCUCUUUCUCUUUUCCUUGUUCACGUUUUUGCUUCUAAAUCUGGUUAUGAAAUCCAGGGCAAAACCAGUUUCUAAACUUCCUCCAGGGCCCUGGAAACUGCCUUUCAUAGGAAACAUCCAUCAGCUUGUUGGCUCUCUGCCUCACCAUGUCCUUACGGAUUUGGCAAAGAAAUAUGGUCCCCUGAUGAUGCUUCAAGUUGGUGAAGUUCCUACACUUGUUGUUUCCUCUCCCGAAAUGGCGAAAGAAAUAAUGAAAACACACGAUGUCGAAUUCGCCUUCAGGCCUCAAAUUAUUGCGACGGAGAUCAUGUCUUACAAUUCCACCAACAUUAUAUUUGCUCCAUAUGGAGAAUACUGGAGGAAUCUCAGAAAAAUCUGCACAUUUGAGCUUUUGAGUACUCGUCGAGUUCAGUCCUUUCGAUAUUUAAGGGAAGAAGAAACAGCGAAUUUGAUCAGAUGGGUAGCUAGAAAUGCAGGAUCGCCAAUAAAUCUCACGGAGAAGUUUUUCUCAUCUAUGUACACAAUCACUUCCAGGGCGGCUUUUGGGAAGAAAAGCCCGGAACAAGAAGCAUUCAUUUCGAUUGUUGAGGAAGGCAUUAGAAUGUCAGCAGUAUUUAACAUUGCUGAUAUAUAUCCUUCCAUAAAGUUUUUGCACUUGAUCAGUGGUGUUAAAUCCAAAUUACAGAUUUUUCACCACAAAGCUGAUAGUAUUCUUGAGACCAUAAUUUCCGAGCACAGGGAACAGCAAGCUGCGAAAAUUGAUGAGCCUGAAGCCACAGCAGAUCUUGUAGAUGUUCUAUUAAAGUAUCACGACGGCGAAAAGCUUGAUUUUUCCCUCACGUCUGACAAUAUUAAAGCAGUUCUACUGGACAUUUUUGGAGCAGGAAGUGAGACAGCGGCAACGACGGUGGAUUGGGCAAUGGUUGAGAUGAUCAGGAAUCCAGGAAUCAUGAACAGGGCUCAAGAAGAAGUAAGAGAAGUUUUCAUAAGUAGUAAAGGAUAUGUUGAUGAAGAUGGCCUGGAAAAGCUUAAGUAUCUGAAAGUAAUCGUAAAAGAGACAUUGAGGCUACAUCCACCGGCGCCUCUGUUACUUCCAAGACAGAACAUUGAGAAAACAGAGGUCAACGGAUACGAAAUACCAGCCAAAACUAGAGUUUUAGUGAAUGCUUGGGCAAUUAACCGGGACCCUUUGUACUGGAAAGAUCCCGAAUCGUUUCAGCCCGAAAGAUUUCUGGAUAGCACAAUUGAUUACAAGGGAAAGCAUUUUGAAUACAUCCCGUUUGGUGCAGGAAGAAGAAUUUGUCCAGGGAUGCAGUAUGGUAUUGCGAAUGUUGAGCUUCCACUAGCCAAGUUGUUGUACCAUUUUGAUUGGAUUUUGCCGAUGAAAUUGGAGGAGUUAAGCAUGGAAGAAGUCUCUGGGAUUGCAGUAAGAAGGAAAGAUGAUCUUUGUUUAAUUCCCGUGAUCAUCAAUCCCCUUCCUGUUGAAUAAUGUUCCAUCUGCACUAGAAAUCUACAAGAAGAAAAGCUUCAAUGUUGGUUUGGCAUAUAUUUCUGGAAUUUGUUUAGGUCUGGGUUCAAAUGAUUCCAUAAUAGGAUUAUUAUUACCUAUAAAAACACCAACAUAUAUAAUAAUAGUAUUUUCUUACAAUCUGUGGGGGGAUAACAUACUUGGUUAAAUAACAAAUGAGGCAAAAAUAAUUCCUUCCUUGCGACAAAAUUGUGUGCGAAUUUCGUAUUUUGAAAAUCUAAAAGCAAAAGAGAUGCGAUAAAAAAUGCUUCCUAAAGGAUUUCUCCCUAAUUAAGCGCCAAAGGUUCAAUCAAGUUUGAGAGAACUCGUUUCUUGUCUUGUUCACCAAAUCCAUCUCCAUGUUGGUAAAUGAAAUGUGCUACCCUGGCUUGGUUGACCAAGUAGUGUCUGAUUGUAUCAUUCACAAAGGGAGUACUGAUUCUCUUGCUGAUGCAAAUGCCAUUGAUUUGCUUCCAUAUCUUUAAUAUUAUGCUUUUGAUGUGUUCCCUUGCAAUCUCUUCCGACACGUUUGAUUCUCUCAUAUAACACAAAAUCGACGAGGGAGCAUCUCCUCUCUCUAGUUCUGCCUACAAAUCGAGUUCUUCGAUUAGAGUCUUAUUUUUUGAACUAAAACAAUACAACAAACAAAUAUUUUCUUUUCUUUUUUU
Messenger RNA from Oldenlandia corymbosa var. corymbosa, 2251 nucleotides. NCBI's taxonomy places the organism in Eukaryota, Viridiplantae, Streptophyta, Magnoliopsida, Gentianales, Rubiaceae. The record is from the annotation of a GenBank genome assembly.